AGGGAGGACAGAGAGUAAAGGGGAGCAGCUCUUCAUAGGUCGUAAGGUCGCACUAAUCCACUGUUUACUUCCCCUUGGCCCCACCAUUGGCUGCCGGGAAAUGGUUUUUAUUUUCGUCAUAGCUCACCGUCUGGGGCCACCCGGCAACCUCCCGCUGCAGGAAUUUUCUGAUUGGCUCCCGCUUGUUGUCGCGGGGCCGGAGGGGGAGCCGCCCCGCCGAAGACACGUGUGGAGCCUCCGAUUGUCUCCGAUCCUGCGUCGUGCCCUCACUCCGGCGGUGCAGAGACCCGCCCUGACCCGCUGACCCCCUGGGAAGGCAGACUGAUUGCUGGGACAUCUAAUGACGGCGUUUCGAAUUUUAGCGGUUCAAUAAAAUGCAAAAACUAGUAACCGGGCCGGCACAUGGCGCCCAAACCCCGCCCACUGCGGCCACACAUGCGCAGAGCAGCGGCGGCGGCAGCGGCGGUGGCGGUGGGGACGGGAGUGACGGCGGCGAAGGGGGAGUGGUGGUGAUGGUGGUGGGAGGUAGUGAGUGUAGUGUGAGGGAGGUUGGGGUGUACUGUUGUGUAUCGCCGCGCGCUCUCCGCCGCUCCGCCGCUCCCUCCCCCCGCCUCUCCCCUCGGUGUUCUCACAUGUGGGGGACUCAGGCGUCUCGAAAGUCCAUCCCGUGGCCAGAGUGACGCCAUGUGAGACUCAUUCAGUGCGGCCGUCCCUUAGUGCCACUCCUGCUGCUGGAAAAUGUAGGUGUGUCGGCGCGGCAGUUAGCGGUGGGCAGGAGCGUCCUCCGACCGCAACGAUCGGAACCCACACGGCGGUGACGGGCCGGCGCGGGCCAGACUGCGAGUGGAAACCAGACUGUCGCGGCCACAGUGACAGUGGCGGGAGGCAGACAAGCCUUAGGCCGCGGCACUGUGGGCACCGUGUAGUCACUAAAACUGUUACUGGUCACUGUCACACCCGCCGUCGGUCACCCCCUCCAUAUACUAGUCACCACCCACACCACACAACACACCGCUCAUCACCACACACCUAGUCACCUCCACAAGUGAAAAACAGACUUAAUCACAGCGAAAUAUGAGUUGCGCUCAAGUGAUGUAUCAACCGUACGCCCACAGCCCGUACAUGGUGCAGCCCGACACCCCCCAGGCUGCCCCCUCGCACCCCUCAGGGUCCACCACACCAGGAGGUGAUUCCAGGCACGGGGAAAGCGUGCUUCCCAUACCCCAGCAAGCUCCUCCGCCGCCCCCGCCGCCCACACAGGCUGUUAACCUUGCCUCUCACACGCCGCCCCACCUCCACCACCACCACCACCAGCACCAGCACCUCCACUCCCCGCCGCAGUCGCACGGGGGAGGGGAGAGUGGGAGGUUAGGGGGCCAGGCACAGCAGCAGCCACAGCAGGGAGCGAGUGAGGGUGGCGGGGCGCAGCGCUCCCUCCCGCGGCCACCCUACAGGACGGCGUUGACGGAACCAGCAGAUCCAGACGGCCCGCCCCCGGAGAAGAAAUUUUGCCGCAACGCCGAGCCGCCGCCCACGUCCUCCGCCGCGCCGCCCCACCACCAGCACGCCCCCCAAGCCCACGCCUCCCACCACCACCAUCACCACCACCACCAUCACCACCCGCCCAUCACGGAGCCACCGGAAUCCCCAACGGAGGAAGCCAAUGAGGUGAAGUACGUGUCCGCCAACUGUAUGGUGGUGACGCACUACGUGGGGGACGCCGGCUCCGUGGUGGACGAGCACUUCUCCCGAGCCCUCGCCGCCGCCGCCGCCUCGCCGCUGCUCUACGAGAAGCCGCACUCCCCUGCCAAAGCCUCGUCCCCAAUGACGGCGAGAAACUUUCCUCCAUCGUUCUGGAAUAGCCACUACCAGGCACCGUCCUCGUCGUCCUCCUCCUCGUCCUCCUCAUCGUCAAGACCUCCGAGCCUGGCGGGGCAACUUGGGUCGUCGCCUGGGGAGCUGUACGACCCUUACCACCCCGGCGGCCUCCCUCACCCCCUGCAGGCGUCAGCACACGACCCCUGGGCUGCCUAUUCCCUCUCCUCGCAGGCAUACGGUCACCGCAGUAUGGCCCAUGACAUGUACCAAGCGGCCAUGUCCAGCGUGCCAUCAUCCUCACGGGCCUACCACCACCACCACCACCAGUACCCUUCCCUGUCCCUCCAGCCCCACCACCUGCCCCGUCUCCCAGGUGUCACCCCCGUCGGCUCGCAGAUGGGCAUGGGCAAGCCGGAGGGGUGGGGUGCCCGCUACCACGACCACUUCCCCGGGCCGGAGUUCACCCACGGCCUCGACUCCAACUACCCCGCUGCCCCCCACUACCCCGGCGUGGCGGGACUGGAGACGGGAGUACCUCAAGACGGGGCCAAGGACCUCUACUGGUUCUGAACACAGCCACACCUCGAGGCAGCGGUGCACCACCGCCACGGAGCCGUCACCAGCCGCUGCCACAAACUCAACAAAUCGUCACGAUCCAUCGUGACAGUCAAAGGUGGCGCACGAUAUAUAUAUAUAUAUAUAUAUAUAUAUAUAUAUAUAUAUAUAUAUAUAUAUAUAUAUAUAUAUAUAUAUAUAUAUACAUGCAUAUGUAUAUGCUUAUCGGAUAUCGGGUAAUCAGGAGUGGUCUACAAGUGCGACAGAAGUCCACGGGCGCUGCUCGCGGAAGGGGCGUGCGCGGCGGGAGGCGGGGCGCGAGGUGGCGCCCGCCGGGGCCAGGGAGCCGCUGCCUCCCGCACGGUGCUAGGCGGUGCCAAGUUAAUACAGAGAAAGCUUUUUUCUUUGAGUGCUAUAUAUAUUUUUAUACAAAUGUACAAAUCUGGGACAAAAAUCUCAAGUUACGAAUGCUUUAACUACCAUUACUAUUUUUUCGCUCUCCUUUAUCUCGUUAGGGUUAAACUUGGGUAGCAAACACUACACCCCGCCCUUGUGUACUCCUCUAGGACCGUUCUGUAUAGCGUAGUAGCCACUAGCCAGUCCCAGGGGUUGGGUGGCCGGCCCUUCGCUCUUAAUGACUCAAUCUGCCUCCUGUUGAUUUUUAUUUGUUCAUUGUCACCAGGCCUUAUUAAGUUAUUUAUUAUCAAUGUUACCUGGCUGCUGCUGUUACUUCUGCCACUAACUCACUUCUUCCCACCCCAUGAUCUGUCGCCCUUUCUUUGCGCUCCCCGUCACUGCUGCCUCGCUCUGCCUGCACCGCCUGCCAGCCUGGGCUUACCCUGCACAACGCUUUUACCCAGAAAAUGUUUCCAGCUGUUCCAUCCCUUUAAUACUUUUUGGUUCACACUUUCAUAUUCUUCAGUGAAUAAACUUUGAUAUUCCCCCUUAACCAACUGCUCCUCUGUUAUCAUAUAUGUAUUUUAUUAACCUUCACACCUUCCGGAAAUCAACAGAGAAGAGUGUUGAGAUCAAAGAGACUGUGAAAUAACCAUAUUUAUGUGUGAGGGGAACCCGCGCGGUCGCGGACAGUGACAACCUGUGCCUCACUGACGUAACCUCCGCCGCUAGUGACGACAAUGGCGCAGAGCGAAGCAUAUCACACAUUUUACUAUCGUAAAAUAAUGAACUACACAAAUCCAAUCAAACUUAAUCUAACCCUAACCUAACCCGACCCAACUUAACCUUACCCAGCCUGACUUGACCUGACCGAACCUAACCUAACGACCUGACUUAAUCUAACCUAACGUAUCUAACCAGCCUACUUAUGGGCUUUGCCACCAACGGCUGCGCAAGUUCCCACACACAUUUCAAGCCUAUUUUCGUAGUUGUUUUGAUCUCGACACUCUUUCCUAUUGAUUUCUGGGAGGUUUGAAGGUUAGUAGAAUACAUAUAUGACAACAUUAGAGCAGUUGAUCAAGUCAGAGAUAUCAACAUAUUAAUAUAAUCAAUCUUAGCCUAAACUUUUUUAACUUCAAUUCAUUCCAUAUUUUUUAAUGUUGCUUUACUGCCCAUCAAAGGAUACACAAAAUAUGAAAAAUUUACAGGCUUUAUAAAUAUGAAAUGUCUGGUGCAGACGAUUUCUCAUAAUCCAGACAGCACGAGGACUGUGCUGCCCUUCGCAGGCUCCACAUGGGUGAUAUUGCAUGUGAAGUUUGACAAGCAACUUACAAAAGUUUGUGAAACACUCAAAACUCGUUACUCAUCAUAGAAACUUGAAUAUAAUUUAUUUAUUAUUUCAAAGCAUUAAUAAAUGUAGAUAAAUAUGUAUAUAGACAAACACACACAUGGUGCAAUGGACAAGUAAUCUGCUCAUCUGCCUGGCAGGCUGAGGUGUCAGAUUUGGGCAAAGAUUUUUCUGGUGACAAGACAUGGGUAAUGUUUCCCUUGAACAAGGGAGAUGGGGUGUGGUGUGUGAGGCCCCAGCAAUGCCCAUAGAUCAGCUAACGUGCUCUAGAGUUCUCUGCAGGAGGAUACAGGGUGGCAAUCAUGAGUAGAGUCCAGCGUGUGGUCAGACCUUAUCAUUCCUAUGAACUAGAUCCCUUUGACUUCUCUUUCUCUUCCAUUCUCAUUGGCAGUACAGUGACCAACCAAGGAAGUCACAUAUCAUUUGGUCAACAGAGGGCAGGAGGCUGCUCUGAGGCUUGUGUACACAAGCGUGCAAAGCCCUCCACCCUCUGUUGGACAGUCACCCGCACCGACUGCUGUCAAGGUGCGGUUUCUUUGUUGUUACUUUAUGGCUUUUGUAUCGUUCACUUUGUCUGGUGGGAAUGGCUGAAGUACUCUCAAGAUCCAGCUCUCUGAGGGAGCAGAGAUCAAGGGAUAAUCUCCAGUAGAAAUCAUUUAUCAAUAAUUGCUUGAAGAUUUCCUGACUUUACAAAUCUUUCUGUGCUAGUUGUUGAUGCACUGUAUGCAAGCUCUUCCUUAUUCAGUCUCCCAAUAUAUAAGCAACAUUCUUUGGUGCAAUUAAUUAAAUUAAUGCUGCAGAUAUUGCUGAACCCGGACAUAAAAGACUCUGCGUUUGAUACGCAUAACACCCUCCACUGAGGAACUCUGUGUACACCUAUGACUUUAAAAUUACAUAAUGUACAUUAUGUUGCAAUGACUGGAUACCACAUCAGAAGCCUUAGUGUUACCAAAGCAAAAAACAGUUAGAUUACAGCUUUAUUUAUCAAUGAAAAUGCAUCAGCAAACUGAAAGUUUGCUAUCUUCUCUCUGCCACAUGCUGCUCUCUAUCUCCUGUAACAUGCUUUUGUGAUGGACAACAUAAUCAGAGUUUGUGCUUUGUCCUUUUUCUGUCUAUGAAAUGAAUUUGCAUAUCCUAGACAAAGGAAGGUGUAAGGGGAAAAAGAAGGGGAAAUGGAUUUAUUGGACUUUUUCAUUUCUAUUAUGUGUUUAGUUUAUAUAAGCUCUGCUCUGAGCAAAAGGGUCCAUCAUUUCAAAGCUUGGUUCAUGACACAAUGGGUGAGGCUCCUCCAGACAUCCACUACACUGCUGCAGCCUGACUCUAGUGUGAACUACAUUACACACUGACAAACUUUUGUAGCCUGACUGCAGUGUGUACGUUAAAGAUAAAAAAAAGAGCAAAGAGUAAUUCCAUUGAAAAACUCGGAACACAUCUCACGGCCAAAGAGGUAUAAGGGCUUUUUUUUCUUAUUUUGACGAAUGUAUAUUCACUCUAAUUAUCUCCCAACUAUCAGCCUGACAGGCUACAUAAGGGUGGGUGUGAGUGUGCCCUGACCUUCGCAAACCACCUUCUUAUGGCACAAUGUUACCCAAGAGUGAUGUGCUGAAUAGGUGUCCCUUCUCUACUUCCAACUAUUUAUUAACCUCUCCCCUCAGCCAGGUGUAAGUAGGUGCUCCCUCUGAGCACAAGUGGAGGAUAUGUGAGUUGUGUGUCUUAAGCAACUUUGUAAAUAAAGUGUUCAUUUUUUA
This is a messenger RNA of Eriocheir sinensis (Chinese mitten crab), 5865 nucleotides long. Its product is annotated as protein vestigial-like. Gene Ontology annotation, biological process: regulation of transcription by RNA polymerase II. Gene Ontology annotation, cellular component: nucleus. The coding region runs from base 1075 to 2388 and encodes 437 amino acids. The transcript has 7 exons. The record is from RefSeq and is a predicted model, not a curated record. Lineage: Eukaryota; Metazoa; Arthropoda; Malacostraca; Decapoda; Varunidae.